This is a messenger RNA of Nerophis lumbriciformis (worm pipefish), 648 nucleotides long. It is a transcript of the gene rpl12, whose product is annotated as ribosomal protein L12. Gene Ontology annotation, molecular function: structural constituent of ribosome; large ribosomal subunit rRNA binding. The record is from RefSeq and is a predicted model, not a curated record. Gene Ontology annotation, cellular component: ribosome; cytosolic large ribosomal subunit. Lineage: Eukaryota; Metazoa; Chordata; Actinopteri; Syngnathiformes; Syngnathidae. Gene Ontology annotation, biological process: translation.
UUCUGUCCUUUCUUUUCCACUCUAGCGGUGACGGUGCAACAGUAAUCGGUCGUCCCAAACCGGGUUCAUCCGACACCAUCACCAACCAAACUGAACAGCGCUCAACCUCCAGCUGAACAACAUGCCUCCCAAAUUCGAUCCCAACGAGGUUAAAAUUGUGUACAUGAGAUGCACUGGAGGAGAAGUUGGUGCCACCUCUGCCCUGGCCCCCAAAAUUGGACCCCUGGGCCUGUCUCCCAAGAAAGUUGGUGACGAUAUUGCCAAGGCUACUGGUGACUGGAAGGGUCUGAGGAUCACUGUGAAGUUGGUUAUCCAGAACAGACAGGCAGUGGUUGAGGUGGUGCCUUCUGCAUCGGCACUGAUCAUCAAGGCUCUGAAGGAGCCCCCCCGUGACAGGAAGAAGGUCAAAAACAUCAAGCACAGUGGAAGUGUGACGUUUGAUGAUAUUUUGGGGAUUGCCCGUGUCAUGAGGCCUCGCUCCAUUUCAAGAGAGAUGUCCGGAACCAUCAAAGAAAUCCUGGGUACAGCUCAGUCUGUCGGCUGUACCAUUGAUGGUCGUCCUCCCCAUGAUGUCAUCGACGACAUUAACAGUGGAAAAAUAGAGUGCCCAUCUGAUUAAAUGCACCAAUAAAAUAUUGGGUGAAACAA